This is a messenger RNA of Xyrichtys novacula (pearly razorfish), 2710 nucleotides long. The record is from the annotation of a GenBank genome assembly. NCBI's taxonomy places the organism in Eukaryota, Metazoa, Chordata, Actinopteri, Labriformes, Labridae.
AUGAACUGGGCGGAUGCUCGACAAUACUGCAGAGCGAAUCACACCGACCUGGCUACCAUUGAGAGCAGCGCUGAAAAUAGCAAGCUUAACGGAUUGGUCACCUCAGAUACUUGGAUUGGGCUGAAUGACGACUCUGCGUCCUGGAGGAACAAGAUGGGAAAGGAUCGAAACUCCUGGAGAUGGUCAAGCACGGGUGAAACUAGCAAAACUGGUUACCAAAACUGGCAAGCAUAUAAACCAGAUUAUUACGAUGGACUAGAGUCUUGUGCUGUGUUGCUGUCUAGCGGAAAAUGGGAUGAUAAAGAUUGUGACACGGAGAAUGAUUUUGUUUGUUAUGACGGUAAGAAACAUUUUGUGUUUCAUGAUUUACACAGAGCUAAAAAAAUAAAUUCAAUUACAACAUGAUCAAACCACUUUUUCUGUAAUUUAAAAAUUGAAGAAAAGUUAAAGACUAAUUUUUAACUUGUUGCUCUUAUUGAGUCAAACUUUAUCAGCACUUGUUUUCACACAGUCUUUCUUCCCUUCGCUCAAAAUACACCAAACCUGAAUAUGAUUCACUAUCACUCUGACAGUGUGUGGUUUCUUGCACCAGGAGAUGAGAGCUUUAUUACUUUGUGACAAAACUUUAAAAAAUGAUAAAUCUGCUGGGGGCACAAAAUUUCGUGGGGUAAAACAUAUGUGAAGGUCAUUUCAAUUCAUUAGAUCUCAUAUUGUCAGCUAUCAGUCUUCUGAGACACACAAACACACACCAGCCCUUUCCACAUCCCAGAAUGUGAACUCAAGAGCAUGAUUAAAAAAUGCCCUGGUUUGUUGUAUUUGUCUCCUAUCCCCCCAAGAAGAUCCUUGUAUUUUCAGCGAAAUCUUACGAUUAUUAAGACGUACAUUUAUUACGUUUGUUGAACAUCUGACCAUACUCUGAGCCUUCGUUCAGACCAAGUACAUCCAAACCUUUGACCAUUUAUAAAGCUGUACUCCUCUUGUGUUGUAGCUCCGGAUCCACAAAGCCAGAAGACAUACGUUCUUGUUAAGUUAUCAAAGACCUGGUCAGACGCUCUGGCUUACUGCAGAACUCACCACACAGACCUGGCUAUGAUCGAGGAUGCUCAGGAAAAUGAAGCACUGCUAAACACAGGGCGUCUGUAUCAGGUGUGGAUUGGCUUGUACCGAAACCCCUGGAAGUGGUCUAGCAACAGAGACAGCUCCUACAGAAACUGGAAGGAGGGACAGCCAAACAACUACCUAGGUAACCAGCACUGUGCGUUCUCAGACGUAGAAAACACAUGGCAAGAUGCGAGUUGCAGUGAGGAGUAUCCCUUCUUGUGUGAAGAAGGUAAAAAAAACAAACAAAAAAAAAAUGUAAAAAAAAAAGUCUGUCCUUAAUACAUAGUAAUGUUUGUUUUGCUGUUUAGUUCCCAAAAUAGAGAAGACAAUCCUGCUGAAGAUUCACACUGAUGCUGACCUUUCAGAUCCAGCUAUUAGCAACCAGCUCCUGCAAAAGGUAAAGCUCUGUACAGUCUUUGUACUGAAAACAACUGCAGAGGUGGAAAAAGGUACAUGAAUCCCAUUAUGUCUGCUUCAGGUACCUCACAACCUAAAGUACAGGAAAAUAGAAGUGAUUAAAAUUUGCAUCAAAAUUUGAACUCGAGUCCUAAAAAUCCCCAAAACUGGGAUGCUGUGUAAAAACUGACGCGGGAUUGCACAGAUAAAUGGUAUUCAAGCAGCGCAAAAACAACAUACCAGAGGUUGUAACUGAAAAAUUGUUUUAUGAAAAAUUUGUGCAAAUUUUAAAUUUAAUGCAAGAAACACACUCCAUAAAGGUUGGGACAAGGGCAAGCCGAUGUAUUUUUUAGCUGCAUGAAAGCUCGGAGUUUCAUUUGUUUUAUGUUUCAUUUCAAGAUGCACUGUAUGUUUUAGAUUGCUGAGGUCCAGGCCUCUGUUAACAAACUGAACUUGCACUUUCCCACCUCACAAGAGAUAGCAGCUGGUUGAGGCUAGAGAAACGCGACCAAGCAGCGGUACGGAGAUGGCAAAUUCACUUCUAUUUGCCGUAACAAGUAGUGUAAACAGUUACUUCACAAAAAUGUUAACAAAACCAUUAUUGUUAUUGAAAUUUAAAGGAGUCAUCACUCACUACUUUUGGUAAAAAACCGUCAACCUUCUCAAUUUUUUUUUUUUUAAAAUCAUUUCUUUAAACUGAAUUUGGAACAAGACUUGAGCAGAAAUUAGCAGAGCUGACGUCAAUGACAGUUUUAAGCUCCUUUACAGGUGUGAAUGGGCAAACGCAGAGCUGUUAUCUUAAAGGUGGACAUAAAUUCAGAGGUUUAGACCGAUACAGACCUUACCGAAAACUGUGGACUGAUGACAAAGUUUCUGGUCAUGAUACAAAGACUCUCGAGCAAAAGAUGUAUAAACUAGGCCCAGCAACAGGUUACAGAAAGAGAGCCUGCCUUCAUCGCUCUUUGUGGAGCUAAAUAGACCCCCUAUAGACACCUUUAAUCAGAUACUGUAAAACAAAAGAUAAAGCAUCAGUUACUUUUCGAGCCAUUUUUCUGAAGCUGUUUCUCAGUAAUUCUCUUUUGUUAAUUCCCAGAUAAGUGCUCAGCUGUCAGAAAAAAUGGGGCGUGAUAACUUGAGCUUGAAGUGGAAGAUUCAACCGCAGAAGAAAGAGGAAGAAAAAGACAAAGCCGUGGAUCAAUGUCCAGCAAAGUAA